AUGUCAGCUGCUGUAAGGACUUCCUCGUCAGCAUCCAAAGAAAUUUCUUUCAGUAACGAGAUGGAGAAUUUUGUAGGACUGAAUGACAAAAACAUCAAGGUUGCUGCAGCUGUUGAAGCAGAGAAGGACCAUGUUGCUGAUAACCAUGAAGAAGAUGAUGUUGUUGAUGAUAUUGAAGAAGAUGAUUCCAAUCUCCAGUUUGAUAAAGAAUUGGAUCUUGGACCUCAAGAUGAUGACAGCUUAAGGAGAUGGAAGGAACAGCUACUUGGGAGUGUUGAUAUGUCUUCUGUUGGAGAAAGCAAAGAACCGGAAGUGAAGAUACUAAGCCUCUCUAUCUUAUGUCCGGGGCGGCAAGAUCUUGUGUUGCCAUUUCCAUUAUCUAGUAAUUCAAAGAGCAGAAGUCUCUUCGCCCUCAAGGAAGGAAGCCUGUACCACCUCAAGUUAUGCUUCACUGUCUCCAACAACAUUGUGUCUGGCCUUAAGUACACCAAUAUUGUCUGGAAGACAGGUUUGAGAGUGGCCAAUACAAAGGUGAUGCUUGGUACUUUUAGCCCACAACAAGAGCCCUACAUAUAUGAACUGGAGGAAGAAACCACCCCUUCAGGCAUUUUUGCCAGGGGAUCUUAUUCUGCUAGAACCAAGCACCAAAAAAAUAAACAUUCCAUUCCUCAUUGUCCUCCCUUGAGGCAUGAGAAAUGGGACGAGAGUGGGACCAAAUUUUGGAGGAAAAAGUCCAUCGCUUGA
This is a messenger RNA of Dovyalis caffra, 744 nucleotides long. Lineage: Eukaryota; Viridiplantae; Streptophyta; Magnoliopsida; Malpighiales; Salicaceae. The record is from the annotation of a GenBank genome assembly.